GCUCUCAGGGGUGAGGAGCCAUGGUGAGGAGCCAUGGUGAGGAUUGAUGGUCAGGAGCAAUGGUCAGGAGCAGGUCGAGAAAACAACAACUCCCCUGUCUCUGCCCGCGUCGGGCCCCACUUUAUGCUUCGGACUCCGGGAUCUCGGACCACAGCCGCUCCCAGCGUUCACGGAUAACGAAACUGCAAGUCUUCCGGAGUGAGGUUUAACGCGGUGGGAUUUCGCCGUAGAAAAAUACUAUCAACGAAUUUGUGGAAACUUUGGGGGCACAAGGAAAGUGUUGACGAGGAGCGCGCUGGGUACUUUUAAGACCUGAGAAACGCUGAACUGAAGUCAUCAAUUGAAAGAUAGCUCUCCAUGCAAUGUGGUCUGGAUGUUCACACAGCCAAGACAGAGCAUACCCUGCUGUCCAACAUCAGUGUAACAAUGUUGCACCAGUGGUUCACCCAGCAAAUGGAAUACAAAUCAACAUGGUAGCCCCUCAAGAUCCUGAGGAGCUCAGAGUCGUUGAUGGUCCAGCUCAGAGGCAGCAAGACGAUGCACAAUCAAGGCAACAUUUCCAAAGUCUCCACCACAAUGUAGCAAGCACUGGAUACCAGCACCCAAAACCUGGGGACAGUGAAUGGACUUCUUGGAAUAGUUGGCACCAACAAAGCAGAAAAGCUAAUCCUGACUAUAAUCCAUCACUGCAUGACACUGCACAAAGCAGCUGCGCUAAUGAAAACACUGGGAGACAACAUCUUUAUAAUGGUGGACAAGAUGAGGAAUGUAUUGGGCAAAGUCUUAGUAGAUAUUCCCAGAACGGGUCAUAUGUGAACAAUAAUGCUACACUGCAGCAAAAACAUUUAAGUUGUGCCUUUUCAGUUGGUACCAGUUCUGUAGCACCUCAGAGAAAGACCGUUGGAGACACAGCAGAGACACUUCCUUUAAAGGGUCAAGGGUAUUCUGGGUCUCUGAAGCAAACAUCUAGCCCACUGCAAUGUGCCUUGCUGAAAGGAAAUUGUCGGCAAGGGAGAAGUUCACUGGAUGCUCUCAGCUGUGAACAGAUUGGAACACAAAACCUAUUACAUUCAAGAACUCCCCGGUACCAGCAGCAGUUAACUCGUCCAUCACCAGUGCAAGAAAUAAAACCACUUACAGAUGUCGAAAUACAUGACUAUAUUGCGAAAGAGGUUAACCAGUACAGAAGAACCCAAAGCACUGGAAACCUCCCCACAUCCUCUGACAAAGGGACACAACAAUAUGUAGAGGUGCAACGUGUCAGCAGUGCUGAGCUGGGCAUUGCUGCACUUGGAAAAGCACUUCCACUGGACAGUUCAAAGGGCAGCAAAGUAAAUGCUGAGUUUACUCCGACAAGUGAUUGUCCUACAGUUCCAUCAGAGAGACAUUCAAGAGACUAUCUACCACGUAUGAGGACAGUUGCUGCCACCGGCACAAAGAAUGACGACAAGAGUCCAGUAGUUCUCACAUCAAGGUCUGGAAGGACUUUGGGUGAACGGACUGAGAAGGAACACUGCAACAAGCCAAAAGAAGAAUACACAUCUGUGGAGUUAAAUAUCAACAGGAAUUUGGAGGAAUUGCACAAGGUGACUGGUGUUUCCUGGUCUCCCAAACACAUGACGGUGAAAGAGGAAGGAGAUGCAAGGCUAAAACCAGUUGACAAUGUGGGUUGGACAGUAGACUUGGACAAUUCGCAAGGUGUGACUGAUGUCUCUGUAGAUCCUCAAACCAGGCACAGUUCAGUUAUAACUGGAAACAAAUUACUUGUACUCGAUGAAAAUCAAGACACAUUUCCCAAUAGAAGGAAAACCUCUGAAGAUCAACAUUGUCAUAUAACGGAUCAGGAAGUAAUUGCACAUCCCAUGGUUACUUCAUCAGUUGAUCAAAUUCAGAUUCAUAGCGUAAUAUCAAUUUCUACAGACCAAAGUGAACUGCUGUGGAACCAAGCAAGUCAUCAAUGUGUGAUGGAGGAUGCACGUUCUGUGCAUUCACAAACAGAUUUGUGUCUAGAAGUUACUGGAAAAAUUGCCAACGUCCAAGAACUGCCCCUCCUUCCUGAAAGCAAGAGUCUGGAACACGAUCUGAAACUUUUGAAAGAUCCAAAAUAUGAAGACAUUUCAGAUUAUGAAGACGUGUCACAGGUGAUGACAAAACUUCCAAACACAGAGCAUGAGAAAUGUAGCUUCCUGCCAUGUGCUGAAAAUCCUCAGUAUGAAGAUAUAAGUGAAGAUGAAAAUCCAGAGAAGAAGAGAUUGGCUCAAGAGAUAUCUUUUCCAGAAUACAACAAAAAGCAGUCACUAUUUGAAAAUGAAGGCCAUGGACAUGUGCAGGGUCAGGCUCAGGUAAAGACUGAAAGCGUUUCAGAAGAGAAGCAGAUUUUACUGGAUACAGCACAACUCUGUACUUGUCCAUGUUUUGUUGAAACUGAUGAUGGUUUUGAACAUUUAUGUCCUAAAUGUGACAGUGAGAGACAACUGGGAGUGCAAACAAACCACUCAUUUUCAUGUAGUCCUUCCUAUGAGGAUUUCAAAGAUGGAGAUGAGAGUGACGAUCAGAUGGAUGACUUCAUAGUCUUGCCUAUAAGCAUCACAAACAUUAUAUAUGAACCAGAAAAUGAAAUCCAGGACAUCCCAGAGAACAUUGUGCAAGAUGACAGUAAAAGUGGAGACAAAGAUGGGCACGGUGACAUGAUUCCAACAGACUGUCCAGUUCCUAAACCAGUAGCGGCUUCUGCUAUGGAGGUAUUUGACACAGUUAAGAGCUUUCUACAAGCUAAAUCUGCACAAUUUGUGAACAGUUUUGAGAUGGCAUCAGGAAGAAGCACACCUGAACAUGAAAUGGUCCUCGAGGGAGACACACAUACACCUAACAGCAGCACGUUCCACUCUGAGCCUGAAGACAGUAGUGAAACAGACGACAGCUGUGAUUACUCAGCACCUCUGCCUCCAGAGACAGACGAUUAUGCAUCUGAACAUAAUGAGGCUACAAAUGUGCAAAAAGGUCGAAGCAGGCGCCCUGACAAGGGGAGCUGUAUGGAAGAACUUAGCAAGUUGAUUGAAGCCAAAGCUAGCUCAAAGAAUGUCCAACUCAAGACCAUCAGACAAACGUAUUCAAAAAAACCAGACAUAAUAAUUGUUGAUUCUGACUCCGAGGAUGAAAGUGACCAAAAUUGCAGAAAGAAAGCUAAACGUAAGAGAUCACCCUCUUCAGGCUCAAUGGACUAUGGAGAUGCCCCAUGGGGUCAGCAAAUAGGACAUCCACCUGAAACUUUGGAUCUGCAUCAACCCGUGAAAGAAACUGCAGACUUGCCAGUCCCGCAGCGUCCUGAGCUAUCGCAUAGUACAGCAACAAGUGGGCAGCACCUUGAAAAUAAAGCUGGUCAUAAGCAUGUUCAACAGGAUACCAACAGGAAAAAUAUCGAAAGUGUAAUUAUCCUUGACUCUGACACAGAGGAUGAAAGUGACCAAAACCACAAAAAGGAGAACAGCAGGAGAUCUAUCUCUUCAGGGUUUGUGGAUAGUGCCAUUUCAUCGUGUAUUACACAAAAGAGACAUUCACCUGAAAUUGUGGACAGUGAGUAUGGACCUACUAAAGAAACGCUCCAAGAAAUGAGGUCAUCUGCUGAACGCUCUGACCCGUCUCUCUGCGUAAAAAAUGCUGGACAGUUGAUUGAAGCUGAAGUUGGCUCUGAGUAUGUUCAACACAAGAGUAACAAACCAACAACCUCAAAAAGAGUUAAAGUUUCCCUAGAGUCUGACAAAGUGGCUAAAAAAGACGAUCAGACUAGCAAAGAAAAGGCAACAGAGAGAAAGCCCCCAUCAGUCCCAAAAGACAGUGGUGUUAUAUCUCAUCAACAAAACAGACCGUCAACAGAAAUUGUAACCCACCUCUGUGGAACUGCCAAGACAAGGCCUCGAAAAACCAUACUAUUAUCUGAACAGUCACCAGAGAAACGGCUUCGGCCUGUGGACAAGAAGGCAGAUGCCACCUCAGGUACUUGUGCGAUUCCUCGCCUUUUGGUUAAGUCGGUGCACAAUAAUAACCUGAAACUUUCAAAAGAACGUGUGAACAGGCAGGGUAAAGAUGAAACCCUUGCUCCAAAGACCCCUACAGCAACCAGUAAGAGGAAAUGGAGGCACAACUCCCACGAGUCUGCAACUCCCCUGAUGAAGAGGGCCAUGUCUGAAGCGAAACAUUUGACCAAGGCCAGAAAUCGAGACAUUCAAAGAGACCAAAGAUCCAACGUUGGUGUUGGUUACAAAUGGUUGGAGAGCAGGAAAAAGGGGGCAAUGCUAACAAAGAAAGGUUCCGCCAGCGAGAGGAAGAGGUAAAGAUCUCAAAGAGCCUAUCAUUGAGGAGAACGUUCCACUGUCCACUUGUUCCAAUGGACAGGUUGUUAAUAACUGUUGCUGUAUAUGAUUCUGUACGUAAAUUCUGUAUUUUAAUGGUGUGAAUGCAUGUUUACACAAACGGUGUCAUAUGUUAGUAUUUAAAAUAUCAGCUGUUUGUGGUAGUGUUGUUUUCAAUCGGAAAGAAAUUCUCUUUUUCCAGCUACCUCAGAAUGAAGUUUCUCCAUUUACUUUAGUGUUUAUGCUCUGAUUACAGUUUGAAUUAGAAGUGCUUGAUAUUUUAAACACUUUUUUUCCCCCAUAUAAAUUUAUAAAGAGAUGGAUACAUAUGUAUAUGAUCCUGUUCUUUUCCACCUUUUUAACUUGAUAUUGUUUUUGUACUCAGCCGUGGUUACAUUCUGUAGGCAAUGGUGUUAUCUUUAAAAAUGUUGAUGUCAUAAAAGUCUUGCAAUGGCUCAAUUUC
Messenger RNA from Hippoglossus stenolepis (Pacific halibut), 4812 nucleotides. RefSeq lists its product as uncharacterized. The coding region runs from base 363 to 4331 and encodes 1322 amino acids. The transcript is spliced from 5 exons. The record is from RefSeq and is a predicted model, not a curated record. Lineage: Eukaryota; Metazoa; Chordata; Actinopteri; Pleuronectiformes; Pleuronectidae.